AUUUUUUUUAAAAAGUACAUAGGGUUUCUUCCAAGUGUGCUUCUCAGAACUAAUAUUAACAUUUUGCAUCGCCUUUCAUCAGAUCUAGUUGUCUCUUUUAUGUACGUAGCUAAGUAACACAAGUCACAGGGAUUGGUUCUCCAUUCGAGACUAUUUUUCCAAGUUUUGAAUUACAGGACCAACGAUGGCGUCUCAGGAGAAGAGUGAAGUGUUUCAACCACCAACUGCAGUAGACGACAAGCAAUUAGAAAGUUACUCAUACACUACUUGGGCAGGGAAGAUACAAGAACAGUACCUGAAAAUCAAAGAGAAUGCAGAAACUUACCCUUAUGUUUGGGGUUCCUAUACUGUUGUAUACGGGGGGAUUGGGCUCUGGUUUGCCUAUAGAUGGCGAAGGCUCCGCAAAACAGAGGACCGAGUCAGAGUCCUUCAAGACAGACUUCGCAAACUUGUGCAAGCUGAAGAGUCGACAAGUUCAUCUACAACAAAAGCAUCCUCAUCUUGUGAUAAAUCAACCAGAUAGUUGUGUUUCUUUUUUCAUUGAAGUUAUCGAGUCACCAAUGACUGCACUUGGUCACAAAAAUUAUCUGGCCUAAUGGAGAAAAACCCCCUUGGUUAACUACAUAAUAUACUGCAGUUUGCAUUUAUUUGACACAAUCUUUGUGAAAAUCCCCUGGUGUACAACAUAAUAGAGUGUACUGUUUUGGUAAAACUAAACUGUCUUUUGCACCAAAUAAUUAAUACUGUCGUAUAGUCUUUCAAGAAA
Messenger RNA from Solanum dulcamara, 766 nucleotides. RefSeq lists its product as uncharacterized. The coding region runs from base 185 to 523 and encodes 112 amino acids. NCBI's taxonomy places the organism in Eukaryota, Viridiplantae, Streptophyta, Magnoliopsida, Solanales, Solanaceae. The transcript is spliced from 2 exons. The record is from RefSeq and is a predicted model, not a curated record.